Messenger RNA from Penicillium maclennaniae, 1059 nucleotides. It is a transcript of the gene sidJ, whose product is annotated as putative siderophore biosynthesis lipase/esterase. The record is from RefSeq and is a predicted model, not a curated record. The coding region runs from base 1 to 1059 and encodes 352 amino acids. NCBI's taxonomy places the organism in Eukaryota, Fungi, Ascomycota, Eurotiomycetes, Eurotiales, Aspergillaceae. The transcript is spliced from 2 exons.
AUGUACUCCAAAUUCUGGCCUAAGGGAGGCCUCCCUGGUAUCUUGCAUCACUACACUGAAACCCUUGUCACAUUCGAAUACACCUCCAGCGCCGUGCGUCAACCUCACAGUCUUGUCUUCGUUGGCGGCUUAGGCGAUGGCCUUGCGACUACCUCCUACAUGGCAGACCUUGCCCGCGCAUUGCAGUCAACAGAAUGGUCCCUCUUCACCUUGAACCUCACAUCCUCUUACCAAUCCUGGGGUCUCGGACACCUCGACCGCGACACCGACGAGAUCGCUCAGUGCAUUCGAUAUAUCAAGGAUUACAAGGGAGAUAAGUUCGGGAAUGGAAACGGCAAGGUCGUCCUCAUGGGUCACUCGACCGGCAGCCAGUGUGUGGUGCACUACCUCUCACGACCCAACCCCCACACAGCCACCGCGUCCUUUGAUUCCGCGCUCGAGCACGUCGAUCGAUUGGCACUUGAUGGCGCGAUUAUGCAGGCCCCGGUCUCAGACAGGGAAGCGAUCCAAUGGGUCUUGAAAUGGGGUUGGGCAGGCAAAUCACCCGAAGAGAUCCGGCCGAUUUAUGACCAGGCGAUGGCCUUGGCCCGGGAGGCCGUUCAGAAGGAGUCAAAGUAUGAUACUCUGUUGCCUUUGUGGAUGACUUCUACAAUCUGCUAUCCGUCCAAUACCCCGAUUAGUGCGCGGAGAUUCUUGAGUCUUGUCAGUCCCGAGAGUCCGCAAUCGCCUGGAGAGGAUGACUUGUUUAGCCACGACUUGGGCGAUGAGCAGCUAAGUAAGACCUUCGGGCUGAUUAAAAAAGGAGGCCUGUUAAGACACAAGUUGAUGGUGUUGUUCUCGGGCGCAGACCAAGCAGUUCCCGACUGGGUUGAUAAGGAAGCACUGUUGGCUAAGUGGAAGAAGGCCACAAACCAGGAUGGGUCUGAGAUCUGGGAUGACGCCCACAGUGCCGUCAUUCCUAAUGCUUCUCAUGCUUUGAGUAACGAUGAUCAGGCUGAGCCUCGGAAGUUUCUGGUUGGCAAGGUUUUGGGAUACCUGCAGGCUACAGAGAGAGUGUAA